CCACGACCGUCACAAAACCCAACCCGAGUGCACACGCCCGACACUUAGGGAAGCAAGCAGUCCCCGUACCUACCCCCUACGACAUGAAAGCGGCCAAGCGCACAACCCACUUGCCCCAGCUCUCGUCCCCCCUGCCACCCAUUCUGUCCUUUUCGAUGGCCACCGAAGACGUCAGCUGCUGGCGGGUGUGUAGCUCCUGGGCAGCCGUGAAGCGCGGCAGGUGCAUCACAUCGCGCUCGUCGAGAGGCCCAUGCGCCCAUGGGACGCGCACCGGGGGAAGGGUGUGUGGGGGAGGAUAGGUGGUGGCGUAUGUCAGCACGGCCCGGCUGGCCGUGGGGAUCUUGCGACGAAACACACCACUCCCACCUUGCUGCAGGCAGACACAGAAAGAUAUCAAUAAAUGAACAGCGGGGCUGUCAAUGCAUUCAUUCUUUACCGGCUGCUCUUUCACAUUCGCCCGCGCCUUCGUGUCCUUCGUCUCGCCCUUCCUUGGCCCGCAGAAGAAGCCCCAGAACGAGCUGGGCUGCUUGGUCCCUUUGGCUUUCAUGCUCCUCUCUGUCUGCAGCUUCUUCGCAUGCACCUCUUCCAUAGCCGCCUGGCCCUCCUUCAUCGCCCUGUCGGGUUUCUUCGUUUCUCUCGUAUCUUCAGUGUUCGCUCCCCGCCUGAUGUCCUCCUUCUCGUCCUUCCUGGGUGCAGAGAAGAAUCCCCAGAGUGAGCCGGGCCGGUCGGGCGGGUUGGUCCCUUUGGCUCUGCCUCGCUGGCGUAUGAGCAGCGGCUCGCGGUACGGAAACCCUGAGCCGACAUCCUCGUGGGUGGCACCCUUGAUCUCAGUGCAUGCCCUCCUGAGGCCCUCAGUGGCAACGGUGGUCACCCUGAUGUCGUCAAAUGCACCGCCUUUGCGGGGACAGGCGACAGCGGCUCCAGCUGCUGAAGACGUCUGCGGGUGCCGUGUCUCUCGGUGCGCCAUGGUUUUCUUGUGCUCCGCCAUCGAGAGUGGCGCUAUGGUGCGGUGCUGGUAGUCCCUCAGGCUUUGGCUGUCCAGCUGCGCGAGGUGCGGGCAGUCCUCUUGGAGGAUCUCGUCCAUCAGCUCAUCCCCCAACACCUUGAUUCGAAGACAAAGGAGAGAGAGCAACACGAUCAUGCGGGGACGCUCGCCUCGUUCCUGUGCCACCCAUGCAUUGUUCAUUCCUGUGCCUCUCACCAUUCGUGGCGGGAGGUAUGUGCCCAGAUUCUCAUUAGCGACGCCAGAACCGGGAUGACCAUCGGCUGCUCGAGCACUCGUCACUUUGAUGUCGUCAAAUGCACCGCCUUGGCCACACACAGCGUCGAACACUUUCCCAGUGCUGCACCAAACGCCACACACAUGCGAUCAAUGCACAUAUACUUCUCUGGCCCCAUUGAUUUGCUGUGUGGUCAUUAGCUUACUGUCCGCUGCCGACUUCCUCGCCCAUCUGGUAGAUGUCAUUGAUAUCGGCGGCCGACUGGAUCAAUGAAUGCUCACUGCGAUGCGGCUGAGGCACCAGCCCCCAAACCUGACCCCCAUUGGCGGUCGGAGAGUCGCCUACACUGCCUGGUGAGGGGUAGGGCUGGGGAGGGGGGCAGCUACACAUGUCAGCGGGGUCGGUGACGUCCGUGCCCUCACGGUCCCCCUCAGCGAUGGUCUCGAGACCUCCGGCGCCGAAGCCCUUCUGCUCCCGCAGCCGAUAGCCCCUCUGCCGCCCAUCAGUCAGUGUCCCGGAUGAGGGCGAUGGCCUCAACCAUUCCUGAGCCGUCUUGUCCGAGCGAUUACAGGGCUGCGAAGCUCGGUCUGCAUUGUUCUCUGGCUGCUGGUGUGCACUGACGACGCUGCCGUCACCAGCAGUCGGACUCCCCAAACCACACGCUAGAGACAGCGAGACAAAGAAAUAGGAGAGAGACACACACAAAGAGAGGCGAAGCUGACUGACUUCAGCGGUCACUCUGUCUGUGUCUGUGUUGGGGCGUUGUGGGAGCCUACCCUGCUGUUGUUGGAUGUGCGGUGUGCUGCUGAAGUUGGCCACAUUGGGCGGGCCAGUCAGGUUGCGCUCUGCACACAACAUAAUAUGUAACACAUCACAUGACAGAUACAGAAUCAUCUCUGGUGGUCUGGUGUGAUGGGGUGGGGUGGCGUACCUGACAUACCAGCAGUCCCGCCAGCCAGGUGGGUGGGGCUCAGCGGCUGGCUCCCAUCCGCCGCCCUCUCCCCUCCCACAACGUCCUCACACCCACGGAAAUCCCCCCAUCCGUCGUCCUCAUCACUAGCUUCGACUACCACCUCGUCGGGCCCGGCGUCAUGCAAAUCGUUGUGUGGGCUGGCCUUGGGAGGAUGGGAGGGCUGGGGAGGGUGGCAGCUACACAGCCGAGCGGGGUCGGUGACGUCCGUGCCCUCACGGCCCCCCUCAGCGAUGGUCUCGAGACCUCCGGCGCCGAAGCCCUUCUGCUCCCGCAGCCGAUAGCCCCUCUGCCGCCCAUCUGUCAGUGUCCCGGGUGAGGGCGAUGACGCCAGCGAUUCCUGAGCCGUCUUGUUGGAGCGAUUAGAGCGCUUCAAAGCUCGGUCUGCAUUGUGGUCCGGCUGCUGGUGUGCACUGACGACGCCGUCACCAACAGUCGGACUCCCCAAAACCACAACAUAUGGGUUGUCCACGGGGGAGCUCUCGGGGGGCGACAUGGUUGGCCCAAACCACGGGUGAUCCAACGCCUCUUGAGCUGACACAACACACACAUCACACAUGCAUGACAGACACCGGAAAUGUCUCGCAAGGUACCCAGGUGGGAGAGCUCCUGUCUCUGUGCGAUCUACCUGAGGACAGUCUGUCGUUGGGGUAGUAGGUGAGGAGGCGGCUGACGAGGUCGGUGGCCGCCGGGAAACGCUGCACCACGGCAUCCUCGAACUUGACACCCUGACACACGCGCGGGCAGACGAAUCCGUUGUGUGUGUAUAGGGCGUCCCUCUCGUACUCAUUCAUUCUUACCUGUCUGAGGACCCUUCGCACUUCCCGGUUGCUUUUGCAGUUGGACACGUCAAAGGGGAAAUGGCCGUCGAUCAACACAUAGCUGAAUGAGAUGAGCACACACACAGAGAGGGGGGCGAGAUAUGGAUGGUCUGAUUGGAUCGGUAUCUCGAUGUCUCUCGCAGUUUACUUACAGGAUGACGCCGCAUCCCCAGAGGUCUGACGCCUGGGUGUACUGACCCUUGUAACACUCAGGCGCCUGCACACACACACACAGCCAGCCACAGACAGACAUCUUCCCCACUGUCUGCCCGUUGCUGCUGUCUUGCCUUCCUUGUUGGUUGCGUACCAUGUACUCUCUUGUGCCGACUACAGAGAUCUCUCCCUCCUUCUCGACGGUCUUGGGGGAGUCGGCUCGGUCGAUGAACAUGCACAUAUCGAAGUCCAGGAGCACCACCUGGCCUCCAUUCCGAGGCCGGUCCUGGAAUAUCACAUUGUCAAGCUUGAUAUCACGAUGCAGAAGCUGACAGAUCAACGCACACAUCCACAAAUCACACAUACGGAGAGAUGGAGGAGUGAGCUCGGUGGGGGGAGGGAGACACGUGCAGGUGGGCCACCCAUCCCUCCCUUCAUUGCCCCACCCACUUACCCUAUGCUCAUGCAGGUGUCGGACAGCAGCGAGUAUGUUCUUCAUGAUCCGCUUGCAGUCCGCUUCCGGGAUGCCGCCCGGCUCGAACGACAGCACAAACUCGACCAGGUCGGGCCCCUUGCACUUCUCCAUGACAAUGUAGAAGUGCUCGGGGUCCUCCAACACCUCACGGAUCUUGACCAGGUUGGGGUGGCCGCGCCGAACUAUGAAGUCGUAGAUGUCGCGGAAGUACGACUCGUUCGCAACCAACCUGGAUGGACAGAAUGAGAGACGCAAUCAGAGAGAGCGUAUGUGUCCAGGGAGAUGGAUGUUGCACGGGUGUGUGUGUGUGUGUUGGUGGCGUGUACUUCUGCCGUGUCUUGUGGAUGCACUUGAUGGCGUGCUGCUGGUUGGUCCGCCGGCACACGGCGUCAAACACCACCGCAGUGCUGCACCAUACCAAACAGCACACACACACCACACAUCAUCGGUGUCUCGCCCCCUGCUGUGCUGGGCUGUGCUGUGCUGUGCACUAUGUGCUCAUUAGCUUACUAUCCGCUGCCGAGUUUCUCGUUCAUCUGGUAGAUGUCGUUGAUGUCGGCAACCGACUGGAUCAGGGUCGGCUCCCUGCGAUAUGGCUGAGGCACCAGCCCCCCGGCCUGACCCCCAUUGGUCAUGCUGCUAGCAGUGCUCGUCGGCGAGUCGCCUGCGCUUCCUGGCGAGGGGGAGGGCGGGGGAGGGGGGUAGCGCGGCACUGGCGGCACGCUGAACGGAUGGGACAUGUGCGGGGGGACGGUGGUGGGGAUGCCAGAGGGGUGGGCGAAGGACUGUGGCUCAGACGGUUGGAAGGAGGACGACGGCUGCUGUUGGUGCUGUUGGUGGGAGGGAGCCGGGUGUGAGCUGGAUCUUGGGGUGCUGGUCUGCAUGGGCGCAGGUCCGUUUGGCGCGAAGGGUCCGCCCUGGGCUCCGCCUGCCGCUAAAGUGAGUGGAGAGGGAGACGGUGGGCUGCGGGACAUGUUGGUGUUGUGCGAGUUAUUGUGGCUGGGUCCUGAGCUGCUCCCUGAUCCACUCGAGGCUCCUCCACUACCAUGCGGGACGGCUGCCUGACUUGGGCCGACCUGACGCGAUGACGGGGCGGAUGUGGCCAUGCAGCGGCAAUCAACCGAUCAAGCAACUUCCAAUCACCUGAGGGAAGGCACCGGAGAACACAACAGACAGACAGACAGACAGACAGCCACAGACACAGACACACACCCGCAGCAUGCAAGAGAAGAAGGAGUGAGACCGCUAAGCGCUGCGCUCUCCCUCACCAAAUUGUGUCUAUUACAUCCAUAUGGUUACCAGCGAUAUCUCAGUGUGUAUCCGAGCUCAGUCAGAAGGUGCCGAUGAUCCGAUACCGUCCGCAGCGGCCAGAUGGCAGUCUGCACUGGCCGAGAGGCAGAACCGAAGCAAGGUGACGGCAAAACUCCAAAUCCUCAGCUCCUUGGCCCUCGAGGGUUAUUCAGCAGCAGCGAAGGGACGAGCAGACACGCCGGUUGGUCCUCAGAGCGGAAUGCGUGUGUUGACAGCUGAUCCGGCAGACGAGACGAGAGUACACAGACGAUCAGAUUUUAUUUGCAUGCCAGGGGCGCCGGCCCGCGCUGCCUCGCCGAGGUCUUUCAGAAGCAGCGGAGCAUAAGACGGAGGGCUGGAAGGGAUGAGCCCCCAGUGAGCUGCCCUCCUUUCUUGUCGUCUUCAGCUCAUCGGAUCAGAUGCACACGGCCGGCAUGCCCCUUCUUUGUCUGCGUAUCUGCUGU
Molecule: messenger RNA, 5393 nt
Organism: Vitrella brassicaformis
Lineage: Eukaryota; Vitrellaceae
Source: the annotation of a GenBank genome assembly